Python bivittatus (Burmese python) is the source of this 4890-nucleotide messenger RNA. Lineage: Eukaryota; Metazoa; Chordata; Lepidosauria; Squamata; Pythonidae. The record is from RefSeq and is a predicted model, not a curated record.
UCGUGUCCAUGUCCCUGUGCCUUGAACACAGCUUCCUUGUGGGAAUAACGUAGAAGGAAAACUUCUGAUGCAGAGGAUAAGAAACUUGUAAAGUUCCACCAAUACAUUUUUUGGCGAGUCUAAAAGCUGAGAAUCAUGACAACUCACGUAACACUGGAGGAUGCUCUGUCCAAUGUGGACCUGCUGGAGGAGCUGCCAUUACCAGAUCAGCAGCCAUGCAUCGAGCCGCCUCCAUCAUCCAUUAUGUACCAGGCCAACUUUGAUACUAAUUUUGAAGACCGAAAUGCUUUUGUAACUGGCAUUGCUAGGUACAUUGAACAAGCAACAGUGCAUUCUAGCAUGAAUGAGAUGUUGGAGGAAGGGCAUGAAUAUGCAGUAAUGCUUUAUACUUGGAGGAGCUGCUCCAGAGCUAUUCCCCAGGUAAAGUGUAAUGAGCAGCCAAACCGAGUAGAGAUUUAUGAGAAGACAGUGGAAGUCUUAGAGCCAGAAGUCACAAAGCUCAUGAAGUUCAUGUAUUUUCAGAGAAAAGCCAUUGAACGAUUCUGUAGUGAGGUCAAGCGUUUGUGCCAUGCAGAGAGAAGGAAAGACUUUGUUUCAGAAGCAUAUCUACUGACAUUGGGAAAGUUUAUCAACAUGUUUGCGGUCUUGGAUGAACUGAAGAACAUGAAGUGCAGUGUCAAAAAUGACCAUUCUGCUUACAAAAGAGCAGCCCAGUUUUUAAGAAAAAUGGCUGAUCCUCAGUCUAUUCAGGAAUCACAGAACCUCUCCAUGUUUCUGGCAAACCAUAAUAGGAUCACCCAGUGCCUGCACCAGCAGCUGGAAGUGAUCCCUGGUUAUGAAGAACUGUUGGCUGAUAUUGUCAACAUCUGUGUGGAUUACUAUGAAAACAAGAUGUACUUGACACCCAGCGAGAAGCAUAUGCUCUUGAAGGUGAUGGGUUUUGGUCUGUAUCUGAUGGAUGGAAAUGUCAGUAAUAUUUACAAAUUAGAUGCCAAGAAGAGAAUCAACCUCAGUAAAAUUGAUAAAUUCUUCAAGCAGCUGCAGGUGGUUCCUUUAUUCGGCGAUAUGCAGAUAGAGCUGGCCAGAUACAUUAAGACCAGUGCUCACUAUGAGGAGAACAAAUCCAAGUGGACAUGCACUCAGAGCAGCAUCAGUCCACAGUAUAACAUAUGCGAGCAGAUGGUACAGAUCCGAGACGAUCAUAUCCGGUUUAUCUCUGAACUUGCUCGCUACAGCAACAGUGAGGUUGUAACUGGCUCAGGACUGGACAGCCAGAAGUCAGAUGAAGAAUACAGGGAACUUUUUGACCUGGCUUUACGGGGACUUCAACUUUUGUCCAAGUGGAGUGCACAUGUGAUGGAAGUGUAUUCUUGGAAGCUGGUCCAUCCCACUGAUAAGUUCUGUAACAAAGAUUGCCCAGGCACUGCUGAAGAGUAUGAGAGAGCUACAAGAUACAAUUAUACCAGUGAGGAAAAGUUUGCUUUUGUGGAGGUUAUUGCUAUGAUCAAGGGCCUGCAAGUACUCAUGGGCCGCAUGGAGAGCGUCUUCAACCAGGCUAUCAGGAACACGAUCUACGCUGCUCUACAGGACUUUGCUCAGGUGACCCUGAGAGAGCCGCUGAGGCAAGCGGUCAGGAAGAAGAAAAAUGUCCUCAUCAGUGUUCUUCAGGCAAUUAGAAAGACAAUCUGUGAUUGGGAGGGAGGACGUGAGCCUCCAAAUGAUCCCUGUCUGAGAGGGGAGAAAGAUCCCAAAGGUGGCUUUGAUAUCAAAGUCCCACGGCGAGCUGUUGGGCCUUCAAGCACACAGCUUUAUAUGGUGAGAACCAUGCUAGAAUCCCUCAUUGCAGACAAGAGUGGUUCAAAGAAGACUCUCAGGAGCAGUCUGGAUGGACCAAUAGUUCUGGCUAUUGAAGAAUUCCAUAAACAGUCCUUCUUCUUUACACAUCUUCUUAAUAUAAGUGAAGCCCUCCAACAGUGCUGUGAUCUGUCCCAACUUUGGUUCCGAGAAUUUUUUCUGGAGUUGACCAUGGGUCGUCGAAUCCAGUUCCCCAUUGAGAUGUCUAUGCCCUGGAUUCUAACCGAUCACAUCCUGGAUACCAAAGAACCCUCCAUGAUGGAGUAUGUGCUCUAUCCACUGGAUCUCUACAACGAUAGCGCAUACUAUGCUUUGACCAAGUUUAAAAAGCAGUUUCUCUAUGAUGAAAUUGAAGCAGAAGUGAACUUGUGUUUUGAUCAGUUUGUGUAUAAACUGGCAGAUCAAAUCUUUGCUUACUAUAAAGCAAUGGCCGGCAGUGUUUUAUUGGAUAAACGCUUCCGGGCUGAAUGUAAAAAUUAUGGAGUGAUUAUCCCUUAUCCACCGUCCAACCGCUAUGAAACAUUGCUCAAACAAAGACAUGUCCAGCUGCUGGGCAGGUCAAUUGACUUGAACAGACUUAUCACCCAGCGUAUCUCAGCUGCGAUGUACAAAUCAUUAGAUCAGGCUAUUAGUCGCUUUGAAAGUGAGGAUCUGACAUCCAUAGUGGAACUUGAAUGGCUUUUGGAGAUCAAUCGUUUGACACAUAGACUCUUGUGCAACCACAUGACCUUGGACAGUUUUGAUGCCAUGUUCCGCGAGGCCAAUCAUAAUGUUUCAGCUCCUUAUGGGCGCAUCACACUGCAUGUCUUCUGGGAGCUAAACUUUGACUUUCUACCUAAUUACUGCUACAAUGGGUCUACUAACAGAUUUGUGCGGACAGCAAUUCCAUUCACUCAAGAACCCCAGAGAGAUAAACCAGCCAAUGUUCAGCCAUAUUAUCUUUAUGGCUCAAAGCCACUCAACAUUGCGUACAGCCACAUUUAUAGCUCCUACCGAAACUUUGUGGGACCUCCCCACUUCAAGACAAUCUGCCGACUCCUUGGAUACCAAGGGAUUGCUGUUGUGAUGGAAGAAUUGCUGAAGAUUGUCAAAAGCUUGUUGCAAGGAACCAUCCUUCAGUAUGUGAAGACCUUGAUAGAAGUGAUGCCGAAGAUUUGCCGCCUGCCAAGACAUGAGUAUGGAUCUCCAGGAAUCCUGGAGUUUUUCCAUCACCAGCUGAAAGACAUAAUUGAAUAUGCAGAACUAAAGACUGAUGUAUUCCAAAGUCUGAGAGAAGUGGGUAAUGCCAUUCUUUUCUGCCUUCUCAUAGAACAGGCCCUGUCCCAGGAAGAAGUGUGUGAUUUGCUGCAUGCUGCUCCCUUCCAAAAUAUUUUGCCCAGGGUCUACAUCAAAGAAGGAGAACGCUUGGAGGUACGCAUGAAGCGUCUCGAAGCCAAAUAUGCCCCACUUCACCUGGUUCCCUUAAUAGAGAGGCUGGGAACUCCUCAGCAAAUAGCCAUAGCCCGUGAAGGAGACUUGCUGACCAAGGAGAGGUUGUGCUGUGGGCUGUCCAUGUUUGAGGUUAUCCUGACCCGCAUUCGGAGCUACCUCCAAGACCCCAUCUGGCGUGGGCCUCCCCCAACCAAUGGCGUCAUGCAUGUUGAUGAAUGUGUUGAAUUUCACCGGCUCUGGAGCGCCAUGCAGUUUGUGUACUGCAUUCCUGUUGGAACAAAUGAAUUCACUGCUGAACAGUGUUUUGGAGAUGGUUUAAACUGGGCUGGUUGUUCAGUCAUAGUUCUUCUGGGGCAACAGCGUCGUUUUGAUCUUUUUGACUUCUGCUAUCACCUGUUAAAAGUGCAGAGACAGGAUGGGAAGGAUGAAAUCAUAAAGAAUGUGCCACUUAAGAAAAUGGCUGACAGGAUCAGGAAGUACCAAAUUCUGAACAAUGAGAUUUUUGCCAUCCUGAACAAAUACAUGAAAUCAGUGGAAACAGACAGUUCAACAGUUGAGCAUGUGCGUUGCUUCCAGCCCCCCAUCCAUCAGUCCUUGGCCACAACAUGUUAGUUUUUCAGCCCUGGAAAUACAAUGUGGAGAUUUGGGUCUUUCCACUGGAUAUUGGUGAGAAAGAAGUGGUUGGACUCCAGCAAAGACCUGGAAGCCAAACAGCUGCAAACACAGGUCUCUCAACAAAGCAGAUGUGGAUGGAUCCAGUAGACAAAGAUGCAUUUCCUAGAAGACUCAUUUGAAUGCAUGUUCUUCUAUAUCUUUCUGGUUGGCUUUACCUAUAGUAUUGAAACUGGUGAGAAGAAGCAGAAAGUGGCUUUUCUCCUGUGGUUUCUUCUAUUUUCAUGACAACCCAUAAUCACCUGAUGAAGCACAAAAAUCUGCAUUCCUUAAAAUGAUCAUUAUUUUGGAGAUUCCAGUUAAAGAAACCCACAUUUCAAAAUGUUGCAAAUCUUCCACUUGGUGCCCAGUGAAACAACAAUAGUUUUGCUUGAUAAAACCUUGGUUUUGUGAUAUAAGUGCUUAAACAUUUUGAAAUAAUGAGUUUCUCCCACUGCAGGUGAUAUGGAGCAAGCAUCGUGUUGUUUUAGACUCAGAAUAGCAUAUAAUUGUCUACCUGGAAUUAGCAGGUUUUUGCUAUUAUCAUCAUUUCUCCUUCUAGAUUUAUUUAACUUUGCUAAGCCAAAUUUGGAGUUAGUUUAGCAGUGGAAUAUUAAUAAACAAAUUUUCUCAGUUUUUGCAUUGAUUGAGCUUGCUGUGGAGCAGAGGAAAACAAAGUAAUGCCUUCUUUUCAAUCUCUUUCUUGGCAUUAUUACAUCUGAGCUAAUAUUUGUUUCUUAAUGUUAGUAUUACAGACAGUCAUUGUCUAUACAUGAUAAACAUUGUAAUGGCCUCAGUGAAGUUAACAGGCUACAUCUUCUUGGAAAGUUGAUUGGAAAUGUGGUACAUGUAUUGAGCUGAGCAUCUUUUUUUCUUUAGUAGAAGAAUGAGAUAAUUACAUUUCUGUACAGGUAGUCCCCAGGUUAAGAAUGCCCAGGUUACAGAUGACCCAUA